GUUUGUCAAGCAAGAGAUGAGUCAAAAGUUUGAGGGGGGCAGGAUUUCCUUUAUCUUCAAGGAUGUAUUGAGUAGCUGUACGGGCAGCAGACAGCAUAUAUGUUAGCAGAGUUCCAUACCAGUGAUCUGUACCCUUUUGACCUGGAAUAUGCUCAGCAGUCAUGAGGACUUCUGGAUCCCAAGCAUUCCUCCUUCUCCUCCUUCUCCUCAUCUUCCUCUCAUCCCUGCUUUAUUACAUCUUCUUGGACCAGACUCUCUAUCUGCAGAAAUACCACCCAGCUGUUCCUCAGAGAAACAUCAGCAUCCUGCUGUGGCACUGGCCAUUUGGCCAUUCUUACAGGCUCGAUGGAGACAAAUGCCUCGAAAUGUAUAACAUCCGUCGCUGUUUCCUCACUGAUAACAUCUCCGCCUUCUCCACUGCUGAUGUGGUUGUCUUCCACCAUCAGGAGUUGAGAGGAGGUCUGUCCUCACUGCCCCUGCACCUGGAUCGUCCGGCCUCCCAGCACUGGGUGUGGCUGUCCAUGGAGCCUCCUGUCAACAAUGCAAACCUCACACCGCUCACUGGCCUCUUCAACUGGACAAUGAGCUACAGACGUGAUGCUGACAUAUCCAUCCCUUAUGGAAAGACCAUGCUCAGAGGUGAUGAGCUCAGUUUCAAGGCUGUUCCAAAUCGCUCGUGCCUUGUCAGCUGGGUGGUCAGCAGAUACCAGCCUCACCAGGCUCGGGCUGGUGUUUACCAAAGUCUAAAGAAGUAUAUCCCAAUAGAGGUGUACGGCAAGUGGAACAAGAAACCCCUGUCAAACAAGAAGCUGUUGCCCACAAUUUCAAAGUGUAUAUUUUACUUGUCUUUUGAGAACUCUGAGGCAAAGGACUAUAUCAGUGAGAAGCUCUGGAGGAACGCUUUCCAAGCAGGGGCCAUACCAGUUGUUCUCGGCCCCAGCAGGGCGGACUACGAGGCGCUGGCUCCCCCUGGUUCCUUUAUCCAUGUGGCUGAUUUCAAGAGCACAGCAGACCUGGCUGCCCAUCUGAAGCAUGUGGCUGCAGACAGGUGGGCCUAUGAGGAGUACUUCCAGUGGCACCACACUCACAGAAUAAAAACCUACACUGACUGGAGAGAAAGGCUGUGUCAAAUCUGUGUUCAGUUCCCCAGUUUACCAGCCAACAGAGUGUAUCAGGACCUGGAGAGCUGGGUUAACAGUUAAAACUUUAUCUCUUCAUGGUUUCAGGUCACUGAGCUGUUUUUUAAUUUUUUUUAUUAUUGGGACUGCCAAUGUUAAUGGGUUACCACAUGCAAAUGUGAAAUACCAUACAGUGACAAUUUGACGUAUGAUUUCAUGUGUGUUAGUCAGCUGUGCAGUUUCGGUAAACAGUGAGAGUGGGCAGACCUCAGAAACUGAUCUUUAGCGGUUGGUUGUGUGUUGUACAAAAAAGCAGAAGUGGUAUCUUGUGUGUAAUCAUAAAUAAGCAUGUUCCAUGUGUUAAAACUAC
This is a messenger RNA of Cottoperca gobio, 1488 nucleotides long. Its product is annotated as alpha-(1,3)-fucosyltransferase 7-like. Gene Ontology annotation, cellular component: membrane. NCBI's taxonomy places the organism in Eukaryota, Metazoa, Chordata, Actinopteri, Perciformes, Bovichtidae. The record is from RefSeq and is a predicted model, not a curated record. The transcript is spliced from 2 exons. Gene Ontology annotation, molecular function: alpha-(1->3)-fucosyltransferase activity. Bases 162 to 1202 code for a protein of 346 amino acids.